GUCAGUGUGCCCGGCAAUCCUGAAAUAGCGGUAGCCGAGCUUCGCAGAGCACCUUCGCUUUGCGUGGCCUUGUUUUCACGGUGGCGACGCCCAGCGACGUGCCCUCAGAGCAUCAUGCCGCUGAAAGGGGUCGAGCUCGAAGUUGCCGAAGGCAUAACGGAACAUUCGAGCCGCGUGGCACUGAAAGGAGUUUUUCAGAACUUCGGUGAUGUGGUGUCAUGCUGGGUGCCACCAGUGGAUAGACGAGGCACGGACAAGGCCUCGGUGCGCUUCGCCAACGCCCAGGCCGCCGAGGCGGCGAAGGAGGCGUGCGACGCCGGGCAGGUCUUCCUGCAAGGCAUGAUGGUCAAGGCAAACUGGCGAUCGGGAGGAGGUAGGAGAGUUGGCAACAGCGACCUUGGCGAGCUCAGCAAAGCCAAUGAUUUUGAGGACGGCGGCAUGAGGAUUCGCUCGAGGAAGGGAAAGAUGCCCUCGUUGAACAACAUGAAGGAUCAGUACUUCAUCGUGUAUGCCCGAUCUCCGAAGAUCAAGGAGUGGAAGCCUCUCAACAUCGUCAGUGGCUCCGAGGCCAUGAAGACCCUGAAAAGUGCCACCGACAACCGGAUCGCCAAGACUGUUGGUGCCGACAAGUUGGCAGAGGGCCAGGUCGUGAAGGGAAUCGGCAUGCAGCUCUACAAGCAGAAGGAUGAGAUCUUCGACCAGGCCAAGCAGAUGCACCCAGGCCUGGCAUUCACCCAGGAAAUUCAGUUCGGCUUCAAGGAGAUCAAGAACAACACGCAGUUCAAUGACAAUCCAGGCUCCUUCAUGGACAUGCGGGGCAUCCAGGUGGUUCCUCCCGAGGAGGAGUUGAGGAACCUGUUGGAUGCUGCAGGCGAGGCCGUCGAGGAGGCGCAGCAGCAGGUGGGCAAAGUCGGAGAUCAGGUGAAGGGAUUCUUCUCGUCUGGCGGCUGA
Molecule: messenger RNA, 951 nt
Organism: Symbiodinium sp. CCMP2456
Lineage: Eukaryota; Dinophyceae; Suessiales; Symbiodiniaceae
Source: the annotation of a GenBank genome assembly